Messenger RNA from Thrips palmi, 2704 nucleotides. It is a transcript of the gene kra, whose product is annotated as protein krasavietz. NCBI's taxonomy places the organism in Eukaryota, Metazoa, Arthropoda, Insecta, Thysanoptera, Thripidae. The coding region runs from base 169 to 1431 and encodes 420 amino acids. The record is from RefSeq and is a predicted model, not a curated record. Gene Ontology annotation, molecular function: protein binding. The transcript has 9 exons. Gene Ontology annotation, cellular component: cytoplasm; membrane.
AUUAGUUUAACAGUUUAACCCUCGAUUUGGAUCAAGUAGUACAUGACCGGAAGAACAUUUCUCCGAGUCUCACACGUUGCGUACUGUACUCCGUAGAUCUCACUCCAAAUCAAACGCCUAUCCCCGAGGCGAAGUACUGUUUCUCACAGGUUAAAUACCAUCUGUUGUAUGAGUCAAAAAACAGAGAAGCCCGUGUUGUCAGGUCAGCGCAUCAAGACCAGAAAAAGAGAUGAAAAAGAGAAAUAUGACCCUCAAGGGUUCAGAGAUUCGGUGUUGUUGGGUUUGGACAAAGCUGGCACAGAUUUAGAGGCUGUGUCGAAGUACCUUGACACAGCUGGUUCCAAAUUGGACUACCGCCGAUAUGGGGAAGCUCUCUUUGACAUCCUCAUUGCCGGUGGUUUGCUGGUGCCAGGGGGCUCCAUUGCCAUGGAGGGUGACAAACCAUGCAAGACAGAAUGCUGUUUGUUUGGCGCACCGGAGGACAUGGAGUCAAUGCACAACUAUGAACAGGUUUUCAUUAAGUUGAUGAGGAGAUACAAGUACCUCGAAAAGAUGUUUGAGGAAGAGAUGAAGAAAGUCCUUGUCUUUAUCAAAGGAUUCAGUGAAACUGAAAGGAGAAAACUGGCGCGAAUGACAGCAUUGUGGAUAUCGAAUGGAUCUGUUCCUCCAGGCGUUUUACUUGUCCUGAGCAAUGAACAUCUUGUUAAGGACAACCUUGCUUUAGACUUCUUGCUGGAAGUUUUUGUUACAUGGAAAAAUGAGAAAGGAUUAUCAAGCUUGGUCACUGCUCUCAAGAAAGGUGGACUGGAGGGAAAGUUGAUGGAGUUUUUCCCUACCAACAAAAGGACAGAAGAGCAUUUUAAGGCAGUUUUUGAAGAGAAAGGUCUGGCUGAUAUAGUCAAACUUCACAAAGCUCAGGCAAGUCAAGGAGCUAAACGAGACCUGCAGCUGCAGCUGGAGGAACAACUGCAAGAGGGACGCCCAAUCAAAGAUAUUAUCAUUGACAUUAAGGACUUGGCUUCCAAGAACAAUAUCCCUGAACAUGAAAUCAUUGGCAUUGUCUGGUCGACUGUCAUGUCUCAGGCUGAAUGGAACAAAAAGGAAGAGCUAGUGGCCGAACAGGCACUCAAGCAUCUUAAGCAAUAUACAUUGCUAUUGGAGGCAUUCACAACUACUGCCCGUUCUGAGCUUGCUCUCAUGCUCAAGGUUCAGGAGUUCUGUUAUGGAAACAUGAUUUUCAUGAAGGUGUUCCAGAAGAUUGUCCUGCUCUUCUACAAGACUGAUGUGCUGUCAGAAGGGGUCAUUAUCAAGUGGUACAAGGAGGAUCAUUCAUCAAAAGGAAAGAUGCUAUUUUUAGACCAGAUGAAGAAAUUUGUGGAUUGGCUUGAGAACGCUGAAGAAGAGUCUGAAUCUGGGGAGGAGGAUGACUGACCUGUCGAACCCAUUUAUACUGAAGUGGCUGCUCCAUCUUAAGCUAGAAAAACACGAUGUUAACAAAGAAAAAUAUAUUUUACAUGGACUGUAUCAGGACUAUUUAAAAUUGUUGUAUUUGAACCUGUCUUCCUUGGUCUUGUCAUUACUGAUCAAUAGGUGCCUUACAUUGCCUCCAAUUGAUACUCAUCUUUACUGGUUCAAUUUUGUAGUUUUGCCAGCUUUCUUAGGUGAGAAUAGUUUACAGAUGACAAUAUUCAAGGAUUUAAUGUUCUUAUAUAAUCUGGUCAAAUUCUAGUGUUGGAAACAGUUCCUACCAAUGAAUUAUUCUCACAGUUGACUGAAUUUUUAUUAAAAUUCGGCCAUGCUUCUGUUUAAACCAUUGGUUAAAAUUAGGAUUGAUGUGACAAAGGCUAUGUAGGAUGUUGGUGUUGAUUUUUAUUUCCCCCCAGCAUCUGGUCUGUAAAUUAUGAAUCGUAUAGCAAGCGUCUUGUUGUUGAUGGACCACUCAAUUUUGGUGAUCCUCUCAGAGGACAAUCUUAACAACUGUUGUAAAAUCUCUUCAGAAACUGAACAGCCUUUGUUACGUGAACGUUUAAAAGGGCACCAAAAUGCCAGUCUUGGAAAUAGAAUUAGUACUCUUCUGCCAAUGUUCAAGGCAAGUUCUCAUUGGAUAAACAUGUGAACCAUCCCUGGCAUGCCACUCGCACACAUCGCCCAGUUGAGGUCAGGGUUUUUGUCCUACCUUAAUUUGCGGCCUUUGUGCUGUCCAUUUAGACCUCAACCCUAAUCUCACUAUGGGAAUUAAAAACCUUGUGUUAUACUCCUACAUUUUCGAUAAAUUGAACAGGGGAAAAUCAAUUAAUUUAUUUUCAUUGUCUGCGAUGAGCCUCCAUAGGAAUUUUAUUCUUCUGUUGUGUGUGCAGCUUUGGAAGGUAACAGGUACUUUCUUCUAUUGCAGUAAAGCUUUUAUUCUUUUAAUGUUAGGGUGAUAAUUUUAGAAACUCUUUCAGAAUUUUUAUAGUAGCAUUUUGAGCAGGGUUUGCUCAGUUGUAUUGUGUUAAUCUCAAGCUCAGCUUGUGGAAAGGAUCGAUAUAGUAUAUCCCAUUUUAUACAGUGGCAUUUAGGAAGAAACUUGAGUUAGUGCCUCAUCACUAUUUGUAACACCAUUUCACAAAUCAUGUUUUCCUGUUAUUCUUUGAUGGAGAAGGUCAUGGUUUAUUUUUAUUAAAGUCAUAACUUUGUGAGAGAAAUAAAUGAAUUGUUCCAAGUU